CCCUGGCUGCGCCAUGGCGGAAGCAGAGGAGCAGGAAACUGGAUCUCUGGAAGAAUCUACAGAUGAGUCUGAGGAAGAAGAGAGUGAAGAGGAGCCGAAACUGAAGUACGAAAGGCUCUCCAAUGGGGUAACUGAAAUCCUUCAGAAGGAUGCUGCUAGCUGCAUGACGGUCCAUGACAAGUUCUUGGCACUGGGCACACAUUAUGGCAAGGUUUAUUUACUUGAUGUCCAGGGGAACAUCACUCAGAAGUUUGAUGUAAGUCCUGUGAAGAUAAAUCAGGUUAGCCUGGAUGAAAGUGGAGAACACAUGGGCGUAUGUGCAGAGGAUGGAAAGGUGCAGGUGUUUGGACUGUAUUCUGGAGAAGAAUUUCAUGAGACUUUUGACUGUCCCAUUAAAAUCAUUGCUGUGCACCCGCAUUUUGUGAGAUCCAGCUGCAAGCAGUUUGUGACGGGAGGGAAGAAGUUGCUGCUGUUUGAACGAUCUUGGAUGAGCAGAUGGAAGUCUUCAGUUCUGCAUGAAGGGGAAGGGAACAUAAGGAGUGUGAAGUGGAGGGGCCAUCUGAUUGCCUGGGCCAAUAAUAUGGGCGUGAAGAUUUUUGACAUCACCUCAAAGCAGAGAAUCACGAACGUGCCCCGGGAUGAUAUAAGUCUUCGCCCAGAUAUGUAUCCCUGUAGCCUCUGCUGGAAGGACAAUGUGACGCUGAUCAUUGGCUGGGGGACGUCUGUCAAGAUAUGCUCGGUGAAGGAACGGCACGCCAGUGAAAUGAGGGACUUGCCAAGUCGAUAUGUUGAAAUAGUGUCUCAGUUUGAAACUGAAUUCUACAUCAGUGGACUGGCACCUCUCUGUGAUCAGCUUGUUGUGCUUUCCUAUGUCAAGGAGGUUUCUGAAAAAACGGAAAGAGAAUACUGCGCCAGACCCAGAUUGGAUAUCAUCCAGCCACUUUCUGAGACUUGUGAAGAGAUUUCUUCUGAUGCUCUGACCGUGAGGGGCUUUCAGGAAAAUGAAUGUAGAGAUUAUCACUUAGAGUACUCGGAAGGGGAGUCACUCUUUUACAUCGUGAGUCCAAGGGAUGUUGUUGUAGCGAAGGAACGAGACCAAGAUGACCACAUCGACUGGCUUCUUGAAAAGAAGAAAUAUGAAGAAGCUUUGAUGGCAGCUGAAAUUAGCCAAAAGAACAUUAAAAGACAUAAGAUUCUGGACAUCGGCUUGGCGUAUAUAAACCACCUGGUGGCAAGAGGAGAGUAUGAUAUAGCAGCACGCAAAUGCCAGAAAAUUCUUGGGAAAAAUGCAGCACUCUGGGAAUACGAAGUUUAUAAAUUUAAAGAAAUUGGACAGCUUAAGGCGAUUAGUCCUUAUUUGCCAAGAGGGGAUCCAGUUCUGAAACCACUCAUCUAUGAAAUGAUCUUACAUGAAUUUUUGGAAAGUGAUUAUGAGGGUUUUGCCACGUUGAUCCGAGAAUGGCCAGGAGAUCUGUACAACAAUUCAGUAAUAGUUCAAGCAGUUCGGGAUCACCUGAAGAAAGAUAGUCAGAACAGGACCUUACUUAAAACCCUGGCAGAAUUGUACACCUAUGACAAAAACUAUGGCAAUGCUUUGGAAAUAUACCUAACAUUAAGACAUAAGGAUGUUUUCCAGUUGAUCCACAAACAUAAUCUUUUCAGUUCUAUCAAGGAUAAAAUUGUUUUAUUAAUGGAUUUUGAUUCUGAGAAAGCUGUCGACAUGCUUCUGGACAAUGAAGAUAAAAUUUCAAUUAAAAAAGUAGUGGAAGAAUUAGAAGACAGACCAGAGUUGCAGCAUGUGUAUCUGCAUAAGCUUUUCAAAAGAGACCAUCAUAAGGGACAGCGCUACCACGAGAAGCAGAUCAGCCUUUAUGCUGAAUUCGACCGACCCAACUUGCUUCCAUUUCUCCGAGACAGUAUCCAUUGCCCCCUUGAAAAGGCUCUUGAGAUCUGUCAACAGAGAAACUUUGUAGAAGAGACAGUUUAUCUUCUGAGCCGAAUGGGUAAUAGCCGAAGCGCCCUGAAGAUGAUCAUGGAGGAAUUGCAUGACGUUGAUAAAGCGAUUGAAUUUGCCAAAGAGCAGGACGAUGCAGAACUCUGGGAAGAUCUGAUUUUAUAUUCCAUCGACAAACCACCAUUUAUCACCGGCUUGUUAAACAACAUUGGCACGCAUGUUGACCCGAUUCUACUAAUUCACCGUAUUAAGGAAGGAAUGGAGAUUCCUAAUUUGAGAGACUCCUUAGUUAAAAUUCUGCAAGACUACAAUUUACAAAUUCUGCUUCGUGAAGGCUGUAAGAAGAUUCUGGUAGCUGACUCACUGUCCUUACUAAAGAAGAUGCACCGAACUCAAAUGAAAGGCAUUCUGGUUGAUGAGGAGAACAUCUGUGAGUCCUGCCUUUCCCCUAUUCUUCCAUCAGAUGCGGCAAAGCCCUUCAGCAUGGUGGUCUUCCACUGCCGGCAUAUGUUCCACAAGGAGUGCCUGCCCGUGCCCAGCAUGACCUCUCCUGCGCAGUUCUGUAACAUCUGCAGUGCGAAGCACCGGGGACCAGGAAGUGCCAUUUUGGAGAUGAAAAAAUAGCUCGGUUCUGUUUGUCAGCCUCUUCCUCGCCGCUCUUUGAGGACUGCUUUUGCAGCAACAGAAGCUUUUGUUGACACCAGUGCUGUUAAGAGAUUUGUACAUGUUUAGAUUAUGCUUAAGAAGAGCUUCUGCAUCAUUGUCUGUCUACUAGAUGUUUCUCUUUGCAGUUGACAAAGAAGUUAGGGCUUUCCCUAGCCAUACCUUGAAAGAUGUGCAUUCAGGGUCAGUAUUUUAUCGUUUAUUUGUUUGACUCAUUAUUUAGGAAGAGAAACUGAAGUCUUGGAGCUGGAAGUGACAUUUCAGUAAAACUGUCCAGCCAUAACAUGGACUGCUGAGAGUUGUCCCAGAUGGCUGAGUGCCUCACCACUGAGGCUGUCUAGCAACACCUUGGACCUUGUUUUCAUAUCCUCUGCCAGCAACCACUCUCAGAUUCUGGGUUUGGCUUUUUUUUUUUCCAGUAUGUCAUCAACUGUGCUUACCUUUUUAAUUGGCAUUGAAUGAAACAUUGUGCGUAUUGUCACGGACUAUGUGAUGUCUGGGAAUAACAAGAGCAGUCUGAUGCCAUGCAGUUUCAUGUUGACUGAUGACAUGUUCUGUGUCCCAAUGACCAGCAGUGUCUGCCCCUGGCAAGCACUCAGCGUUUGUUGAUUGAAUAAAUGUUAGCUCUUCCCACUGU
Messenger RNA from Capra hircus (goat), 3254 nucleotides. RefSeq names its product VPS41, HOPS complex subunit (gene VPS41). The record is from RefSeq and is a predicted model, not a curated record. Gene Ontology annotation, cellular component: late endosome; HOPS complex. Gene Ontology annotation, biological process: vesicle-mediated transport; endosomal vesicle fusion; protein targeting to vacuole. Bases 14 to 2578 code for a protein of 854 amino acids. The transcript is spliced from 29 exons. Gene Ontology annotation, molecular function: protein binding. NCBI's taxonomy places the organism in Eukaryota, Metazoa, Chordata, Mammalia, Artiodactyla, Bovidae.